UAACCACUACCCCUGUAACAGGACCGCUGCCCCUCAACCCACACCCCUCUAUACCAAAUUCGAAGAACCAGCCGCCGAGGCUCACCAUCAGCAAUGGUGCUGAUCCCUUUCGUCCGCGUCUACAUCGAUCGCAUGCUCCACGACAUCCCGGGAAUGAAGGUCCUCGUCCUCGACCCCCAAACCGUCGGGAUGGUGAGCGUGGUGUACAGCCAGUCGGAUCUGCUGCGGAAGGAGGUGUUCCUCGUGGAGACGAUGGACAACGCCUCCAGCUCCAGGGAGUCCAUGGCGCACCUCAAGGCCGUCUACUUCCUCCGACCCUCCGCUGACAACGUCCAGAAGCUCCGCAAGCACCUCGCCAUGCCGCGCUUCGCCGAGUACCACCUCUUCUUCUCCAAUAUAUUGAAGAUUCCGCAGAUUCAGAUACUAGCUGAUUCUGAUGAGCAGGAGGUUGUUCAGCAAGUUCAGGAGUUCUAUGCUGAUUUUUGUGCCAUUGACCCAUACCAUUUCACUCUCAACAUUCAAUAUAACCAUAUGUACAUGCUUCCAAUGGUGGUCGAUCCUCCUGGCAUGCAGAGCUUUUGUGAUCGAGCUGUUGAUGGCAUUGCUUCUGUCUUCUUGGCUCUCAAGCGUCGCCCUGUUAUUAGAUUUCAGAGGACAUCAGAUGUUGCAAAAAGGAUCGCACAAGAAACUGCGAGAUUGAUGUAUGAGCAGGAGAGUGGCCUGUUUGAUUUUAGACGCACAGAAAACUCUUCGUUGUUAUUGGUGAUUGACAGGAUGGAUGAUCCUGUUACGCCUCUACUUAACCAGUGGACAUAUCAGGCAAUGGUACAUGAGCUUAUUGGAAUCGAGAACAACAAAGUCGAUCUUAGGGGAUUUGCCAAUGUACCUAAAGACCAGCAGGAGGUGGUUCUAUCAUCAGUUCAAGAUGAUUUUUUUAGAGCUAACAUGUUUGAGAAUUUUGGGGACCUCGGUAUGAACAUCAAAAGAAUGGUAGAUGACUUUCAGCAUCUUUCAAAGGGCAGCCUUAAUCUCCAGAGUAUAGGUGAUAUGGCAAAGUUCGUGAGCAACUAUCCUGAAUAUCGAAAGACACAUGGAAAUGUAACAAAACAUGUUGCUUUGGUGAGUGAGAUGAGCAGAAUUGUGGAGGAAAGGAAGCUUAUGCUAGUUUCACAGACAGAACAAGAGCUUGCAUGUACGAAUGGACAAGCAGCAGCCUUUGAGGCUGUCACUUCCUUGCUAAACAAUGAAAGUGUAUCUGAUAUUGACCGAUUACGACUAGUGAUGCUCUAUGCUUUGCGGUAUGAAAAAGAGAGUCCAGUUCAACUAAUGCAGCUUUUCAACAAACUGGCUUCUUGUUCUGCCAAAUACAAGUCUGGGCUUGUUCAAUUCCUCCUUAAGCAGGCUGGUGUUGAUAAGAGAACAGGCGACUUGUAUGGGAACCGUGAUCUAUUAAAUAUUGCUCGUAACAUGGCUCGCGGACUUAAGGGAGUUGAGAAUGUCUACACCCAACACCAGCCUCUUCUCUUCCAAACUAUGGAAGGUAUUGUUAAAGGUCGAUUGCGAGAUGCGGACUAUCCACUUGUUGGCAACCAUUUCCAACAGGGCAGGCCUCAAGAUGUGGUCAUAUUCAUUGUUGGAGGGACAACUUAUGAGGAAGCAAGAUCAGUAGCCCUUUAUAAUGCAGCAAAUCCUGGAGUUCGUUUCUUCCUUGGAGGUUCAGUGGUUCUGAAUUCAAAAAGAUUUCUUGAAGAUUUGGGGGAGGCACAAAGGAUAUCGAAAUCAAGCACUAUAAUAUGAGCUAAAUUGUGUAUCAACUGGAAGAUUUCUUGAAGAUUUGAAGAGUACCAGAAUAUGAUAAUUGACAGUAUUGACUCCACUUCUACAUAGAAUCAAAUUUGUGUGAUAAAUUUUGUAACAUAAGCUCUAGGUGCAUAGUGCAACGUCAUACCAAAUAACAAUAUCUGUAGCCCGUCCAGCAUCUGUUCAUGCUCAUCCCUCCCCCCCCCCCCCCCCCCCCCCCCCCGUCCACAGUUGAAGCAAGUAUGUGUUUGUUUCUAUACUAGUGUUGAUUGAGAUUGUACCAUUUAGGUAGUAUGUGGAGUCAAAGAUCAUGUAUGUAAAAGAGGACAUAUUUUUUCAGUUUCUCUCCGUUUUCUCUUUUGAAGUUGUGUGAAUUGCUGUCUAUGCGGUUAGGUUUGGACAUCUAUGGGAUUCAUCAAAAGUGAUUGUCUCGACUGGAAGCUGAUGCUUUCCUGCA
Panicum virgatum (switchgrass) is the source of this 2257-nucleotide messenger RNA. RefSeq names its product vacuolar protein sorting-associated protein 45 homolog. Bases 94 to 1797 code for a protein of 567 amino acids. Gene Ontology annotation, biological process: intracellular protein transport; vesicle-mediated transport. NCBI's taxonomy places the organism in Eukaryota, Viridiplantae, Streptophyta, Magnoliopsida, Poales, Poaceae. The transcript is spliced from 13 exons. Gene Ontology annotation, cellular component: Golgi membrane. The record is from RefSeq and is a predicted model, not a curated record.